This is a messenger RNA of Diaporthe amygdali, 882 nucleotides long. RefSeq lists its product as uncharacterized. The transcript has a single exon. Lineage: Eukaryota; Fungi; Ascomycota; Sordariomycetes; Diaporthales; Diaporthaceae. The coding region runs from base 1 to 882 and encodes 293 amino acids. The record is from RefSeq and is a predicted model, not a curated record.
AUGGAGUUCGGAAAGUCAGUCGGCACGGCGUGUGCGUCGUUUGCUAUCACGAACAUCGACGACAUGUUCGUCUUGGUCACUUUCUUUGCUGAAGCCUCUACCAAGAAAGACUUAACUCCCCUCAAGAUCACCAUUGGUCAAUACAUUGGUUUCACGGUAAUAGUCGUUGUCAGCAUGAUCGGGUACGGUCUCGCGCAAGCUAUCCCCUCCCAGCCCAUCGGAUUUCUGGGUCUACUACCUACUCUUUUAGGAGCUUGGAAGUUCCUCGAUGCUAUUCUUCCAUGCCACAGCCAGGAGUCAGAAGAAUCAGAGAAAUCCAGAUUUGCCAAGAUGAAGAGUAUUCUUAAAGUCUCGAUCGUCACGGUGAUGAAUGGAGGAGAUAAUAUUGGCACAUAUGUACCGCUCUUUUCGCAAGCGAAGGGAGCAGAAGUAGCGGUGUAUGUUGUCGUGUAUUACAUCUUAGUCGGAGUGUGGUGCCUCGUCGCAUUCCUCUUGUUGAGGCAGAAGCACGUUCUGCUUGUGUCUCAGAAGUAUUCGCGUUGGGCCAUACCUUUCCUCUAUCUGGGUCUCGGCAUAUAUAUCGUCGUCAAGUCAGACUGCUACCCCUGGUCUAUCGAACGCAUCGACGAUUCGUUCCUCACGGACCCGGGUGCAAUCGUCAUGGGCAUUACGACCACUUUCCUUCUUUUAACAUGCAUCGGCGCUAUGUUAUGGUACAAGUUGAAGAGAAGAUCAGCCCAGCCUGAUUCCCCCGACGAUGUUUCUCUGGAGGGGGCUACCUCUCCCAGUAGAGGAACUUCGGGUGACGACUCUGUUGCUCCUGGACAUGUCGCUUCUUCCACAGAUAAUGCGGCGAGCAUUUCACAGACACACGCCUCCUAA